UAUUUACUAUCAUCUCAUUUCUCAAUUUCUUCCAGCAUUUGAAUAUUUCAAGUUGCUUCUACCAUUGAUGGAUUCCAAGAAUGUGGGGAAAGCCCGGGAAUUCGAAGAAGAGGCCUUGGAUUCGAAUGUGAGAGAUAAUACUACUACAGAGAGUAGUGCGUACUCGAGGGCUGAUAUGAUUGAUUUCAAGACAUGGGAUGUGCAAUUGGAGAAGCAUUUGAACCGGGCCUGGCCCAGAAACACCUCGUCCCGAAACCAGCCCGAGGAAUGGGAGAUUGAUCUGGCUAAGCUUGACAUCAAGAAUGCCAUUGCUCAUGGCACCUAUGGCACUGUUUAUAAAGCUGUUUAUGAUGCCCAAGAUGUUGCAGUUAAGGUAUUGGAGUGGGGGGAGGACGGUAUGACCACGCCUGAUGAGAGCGAUGCUCUUCAGACAUCUUUUCGACAAGAAGUAGCUGUUUGGCAUAAGCUCGACCAUCCUAAUGUUACUAAGUUCAUUGGUGCCUCAGUCGGAACUACAAACCUUAAGCUACCUUCUGAAGGGACUUUAGCUGCUAGUCUCAAUUCGCUGCCAUCUAGAGCAUGUUGUGUUGUGGUAGAGUACGUUUCUGGUGGGACGUUAAAGAAGCUCUUGAUUGCGAAUAACAGGAAGAAAUUGGCAUUCCAGACUGUGGUUCGACUUGCUCUGGAUCUUGCUAGAGGCUUGAGUUACCUCCACUCCAUGAAAAUCGUGCACCGUGAUGUCAAGACAGAGAACAUGUUGCUCGAUGCUCUCGGAACUCUGAAAAUUGCGGAUUUUGGUAUGGCUCGAGUUGAGGCUCAGAAUCCGAGGGACAUGACUGGAAACACCGGAACUCUUGGCUACAUGGCUCCGGAGGUUCUUGAUGGGAAGCCAUACAAUAGGAAAUGUGAUGUGUAUAGUUUUGGCAUAUGCUUGUGGGAAAUAUACAGCUGCAACAUGCCUUAUCCUAAUUUGAGCUUUGCUGAAGUCUCUGCAGCUGUAGUUCAACAGAAUCUGAGGCCAGAAAUUCCAAGAUGCUGCCCAGCACUAUUCGCAAACAUCAUGCGUAGAUGUUGGGAUGCGAAGCCCGAGAAUCGGCCUGAGAUGGACGAGGUUGUGAGGAUGUUGGAAGCAGUGGAGACGAGCAAAGGUGGUGGGAUGAUACCGGACGAUGAGGCAAGUGGUUGCUUUUGUAUUAGAGCUAGUCGUGGCCACUGAGGCCGCGACCUAGUUUUUUGCUUUCGUAUUAGAACUGGUCGAGGCCUGUUAGGCCGCAGCCUGGUUUAUUAACAUGGUUCGUGUGCAAGUCUUGAACCAAUUAAAAUUUGAGUGAAAUGCCAUUCAUUUUGUUCUUUCUGGGUGAAUUGGCUCAUAAUCAUUGAUCAUUGUUUGUAAGUUCACAUAAUAUGAGAAUAAUAAUGCAUUAUUUUGGAGA
Salvia hispanica is the source of this 1433-nucleotide messenger RNA. Its product is annotated as serine/threonine-protein kinase 52-like. Gene Ontology annotation, molecular function: ATP binding; protein serine/threonine kinase activity. The record is from RefSeq and is a predicted model, not a curated record. Gene Ontology annotation, cellular component: plasma membrane. Lineage: Eukaryota; Viridiplantae; Streptophyta; Magnoliopsida; Lamiales; Lamiaceae. Gene Ontology annotation, biological process: protein phosphorylation.